Molecule: messenger RNA, 3171 nt
Organism: Musa acuminata subsp. malaccensis (wild Malaysian banana)
Lineage: Eukaryota; Viridiplantae; Streptophyta; Magnoliopsida; Zingiberales; Musaceae
Product: probable LRR receptor-like serine/threonine-protein kinase At2g24230
Biological process (GO): protein phosphorylation
Molecular function (GO): protein binding; protein kinase activity; ATP binding
Source: RefSeq, a predicted model, not a curated record
CCUCCAUAACAAUACAACCUCGAGCCAUCACUCUCCCCAAAAGAAAAAAAUAACUCUUGUGCUUCUGCUUCUUCUUCUUCUUUCUUUGCAAGCGCAAAGGACGCCCCAAAGGUGAUUCAAAAAUGGAACUUUUGGACGCCUAAAGGUGCCCAUCCAGCCUAGUCAUCUCCCUGAGGUGUGCCUCCUGACCAUUAUAAGCGUUGCGGAGAUGGCGGAUGCAGGCGAGGAGCAAGGAAGGAGGUGAAAGAUCACAUCUUUCCAUGACCCAAACACAGCAAUCUCUUGUUUGCUUCCCUCUCUUGGAUUCCUAAUCCUUCCCACCAGAUGGGGAUCGGCUUCUUCUCCUUGUACCUCUCGGUUUCCCUGCUGCUGAGGUGCUCGGCCUCGCAGCAGCCGAACACGGACGCCGCCUUCGUCUCCGACUUCUUCCGGAGGAUGGGGGUGGCUCCUUCCUCCACCAGUGGCAACUCCUCCGAGGUUUGUUCGUGGAGAGGAGUGUCCUGCGACGGCCCAACCGAGAGAGUCAUCAGCUUGGUGGCUCCCGGCUUCGGCUUCUCCGGUCCGAUCCCCGAAACCACCAUCGGGAAGCUCGGCGUGCUCCGAGCCUUGGAUCUCAGCGGCAACGACAUCACCGCGCUCCCUUCAGAUUUCGCGGAAUUGAGUGGUUCUCUCGGGCACCUCAACCUCUCCUCGAACAACAUCGCCGGAGCGAUCCCCGGCAUCAUCGGCAACUUCAAGCUGAUGGAAAGCCUCGACCUUUCGCGCAACAGCUUCUCCGGCGAGAUCCCCAGGGAGGUGGGCUCGCUGUCGAGCCUGCGGGUCCUCGACCUCAGCAGGAACUCGCUGGAGAUGAGCAUCCCGGACACGGUUCUCGGAUGCGUCUCCCUUGUCUCGCUCGAUCUUUCCCACAACAGGUUGAAUGGGAGCGUUCCUGAUGGGUUCGGUGCUGCCUUCAAGAACCUGAGCGCUUUGGAUCUCGCACAGAAUGAGAUCAGCGGGAAGAUGCCAGACUUGACGGGGUUGGACUCCAUCUCCUACCUCAAUCUCUCCCGCAAUCGUUUCCGAGACUUGGUUCUUGGUGGAUUCCGGGAGCCAUUGCAGGUCGUGGACCUGAGCAAGAACCAGUUCCACGGCCUCAUCUCUCAGGUAAACCGCAGCACCACCUCCAACUGGACUUCUCUGGUGUAUCUCGACAUGUCCAUGAACCAACUCGGCGGAGAGUUCUUCCCCGGUCUGGGAGAUCUGAGGUCACUGAAGCAUCUCAAUCUUGCGUUCAACGAGUUCUCCUCCCAAGAAUUGCUUCACAUCCAACUGCCUUCUGCUCUAGAAUACCUGAACUUGUCGGGAACCGAUCUCGCCGGCCGAAUUCCACCUGACAUCUCUCGAUUGCUUGACCUCAAGGUGUUAGAUCUUUCUCAGAAUCAUAUCACCGGCAACAUUCCCGAGCUGAUCACCCGAAACCUGCAAGUGAUAGACCUCUCGGUGAACAAUCUCACAGGUGAAAUCCCACAGUCCUUACAACAGAAGUUGUCCGGUAUGGAAAGGUUCAAUCUUUCCUACAACAAUCUCACCUAUUGCGGCGAGAAAUUCUCACCGGAAACUCUCCGUUCAUCGUUUAUCGGCUCGCAGAGUGACUGCCCCAUUGCGGUAAAUCCAGAUGGUAUUGGAUCCAAGGGAAGCAGACACGAGAAUUUCAAGCUAGGCUUGGCCAUAGCUUUUUCGGUGUUCUUCCUGUUAGCAGGGCUGAUCUGCCUCGGCCUUGCUUGCCGAAAGAGGAGGAGACCCUGGGCGGUGAAGCAGCCAUCGUUCGAGGAGGAGCUAAAUGCCUCAGGCCCCUUCUACUUCCAGGCAGAUUUCUCAACUUGGGUUGCAGAUGUCAAGCUUCCUACCUCAGUCCCUGUCGUCAUCUUCGAGAAGCCAUUGCUGAGCUUCACCUUCGCUGAUCUCUUGAAUGCGACCUCCAAUUUCGACAGAGGAACCUUACUCGCAGAAGGAAGGCUUGGACCGGUGUACCGAGGAUUUCUACCGGGAGGCAUUCAUGUGGCCGUGAAGGUUUUGGUCCACGGAUUAACAGUGACGGACCAGGAAGCUGCAAAGGAGCUCGAGCGGCUUGGCCAGAUCAAGCACCCCAAUUUGGUGCCAUUAACCGGCUACUGCUUGGCCGGGGAUCAAAGGAUCGCCAUCUAUGAUUACAUGGAGAACGGGAACCUACAGAAUCUGCUCCAUGAUCUACCACUGGGUGUGCAAUCAACCGAAGACUGGACCAGUGAUACAUGGGAGCAAGAGAAUCCUGGCACGCAAAGCAUCACGACCGAAGGAAUGACUACUUGGAGAUUCCGGCAGAAGAUUGCAUUAGGUGCUGCAAGGGCGCUGGCAUUUCUCCAUCACGGAUGCUUCCCCCAGAUGGUUCACAGAGAUGUGAAAGCAAGUAGCAUUUAUCUUGAUUCGGCAAUGGAGCCCAGGUUAGCUGAUUUCGGACUAUCGAACCUGGUCGGGACAAGCAUGGAAGGCGGCAUGGCUCGUUUUUCACCAGGCUAUGCUCCUCCAGAGUUCUCGGAGUCUGAAAACACAUUGGCAACAACAAAAUCGGAUGUCUACGGGUUCGGGGUAGUUCUGUUUGAACUCCUCACGGGGAAGAAACCGAUCGGAGAUGAAUAUGCUGAAGACAAGGAGACUACUUUGGUCAGUUGGGCAAGGGCAUUAGUGAGGAGAAAGGAGCUCGCAAGAUUAAUCGAUCCAAAGAUGCGGGAAACAGGAGCAGAGAAACAAAUGGAGGAAGGGCUGAGGAUUGCUUAUCUGUGUACAGCUGACUUGCCGUCGAAGAGGCCAUCCAUGCAGCAGAUUGUGGGUCUUCUCAAGGACAUUGAGCCUGUUUCUGUUUGGCAUUGAAUUGAAUUGAAUUGCAGAGCUUCCAUUCAGGUGUUUGCAUUUCCCUACUACUCUGCAGCUCUCUCCAAAUCAACUGUAUGAGCUACCUCUGAAACUGAAGCUCAGUUUUUCUUUCGUCUUCAUUUUUAUUGGGCUAUCGUUGUGGUCUCAGUAUGCCACCAUGAAAUAGAAAGAUGGAACCCUCAGGUUACAUUCUCACAGAACUUGUUAUAACCUCCUUGGUUUGUCCUUGCAUUCUUUUCUUCUAUGACAAAUUACUUGCCAUCAAACUAGUAUUAUGUC